Messenger RNA from Asterias rubens (European starfish), 1498 nucleotides. RefSeq names its product putative defense protein 1. NCBI's taxonomy places the organism in Eukaryota, Metazoa, Echinodermata, Asteroidea, Forcipulatida, Asteriidae. The record is from RefSeq and is a predicted model, not a curated record. Bases 547 to 1140 code for a protein of 197 amino acids. Gene Ontology annotation, molecular function: oxidoreductase activity, acting on metal ions. The transcript is spliced from 4 exons.
CCCACUGAAGUAACUAAGUUUUUGAGAAAGAGGUAAUUUCUCACUGAUGUCUGCCCCGCCCCCCAUUUGAAAUCUAGAUGCUUUAGAUUGAAGUGUACCCGACUAAAAUGUUCCGUUUUAAUAGGACAGAGUUUCAGUAAUUUUAAACAGUGCUCAGGCUCAGACCAACCAGUUUAAUGCCUGGUAAAUUCUGGACAAAGCCGGUGGUCAGUUUUCUUUGUGCGAAAUGUAUUUGAUCGCGGGUCCCAAUCUGUUUGUAAGAUGUUUGUGUUUCUUGUGGGAGUGGUAACCUUCAGGUGUAGCAUCGUGCACACCUAACAAGGAAGUGGAAAGCUUAAUGUCUACUGCUUUAGAAUGUCAAUUAUAUAAUCACUUCUUACAUUAGGACAAAAGACCAAACUACAUGUAUGCGGAAAUGAUGUUUAAAACAAGUUGGAGUUUCUGCACGCAGUCUAUAAGUUCUUACUUUCACUGUGGUCACUCACUGUCAAACAGUGAGCAGACGACUAAACAUUCGCGUUGCGUGAACUCAACAAAGUUUUAACAAUGUCUUCUGGCGCUCUUUUUGCUGCUCUCUGGAUUUUGGCCUUCUGCGGCCUAAGAGAUGCCUUCCCAAGCGGGGCAUCUCCCAAAGCUUGUGUGCAGAUGGUCCCAGGACACGUUUCUGGGGAAGGAAAUCCAAUCAUUCCACAAGAAUCUGCAAGCCCGUAUAGUAUCGUAGCAGACGGGUCCGAGUACAACCCAGGCGGAAUGGUGCGAGUGACUAUCACCGCUGAUCCCACGACCGCCACAUUCCAGGGUUUUCUUCUGCAAGCCCGUGCCAUCGGACGAACCGAUCCAGUGGGUACCUUCCUAGCCGGUUCGGACGGGGCAAGCAAACUCAUCACUUGCAACGCUACCGGUGAUGCCGUCACACACACGGCAGCUACUGAGAAGCAAAGCGGGAUGUCAUUCAUGUGGCAAGCUCCAACCGCAGGUGUUGGCGACAUCAAAUUCUUAUUGACAGUUGCUCAAGAUCAUGACGUCUUUUGGGUGAGAAUGGAGUCCAAUACACUGACUGCAUCAGCUCCUGUUACUGCGCUGAGUAUUCCUUUGUUGGUUAUACUUCUAGUCGUAACCAUGGCAACAGCCCAAGAUUAAGAAUAACCGUACAGUUCAAUAAGUCUUAAUAUUUCAGAGGUGGUUCAAUACCAUAUAAGGAACAUUCUUUUGUAGCAGUAAGAAAUUUAAAGCAACAUGUUUUUUCCCAUUUUAAUUAAAGUUAACCUUGAAAACUUGAUUAAUUAUCGCUAAUCAACGCCCCUUGAGAAUGUUUUUAGAAGACUGUCGAUUUGAGGGCAUGUACAUUUUCUGUUUUAUCAUCAUGUUCGUGAGAAUGCUGAGUGUGCAUUAGCAACCAAAUGUAGACUAAGCUUGGUCAUAAACGAAUUCUUGUUGAAACAUACCUUUUAUGUCUGUAAGAAUUAUGGCACCUUUAUUUGUGAAAGUUUCUGUCAAG